Molecule: messenger RNA, 3431 nt
Organism: Agrilus planipennis (emerald ash borer)
Lineage: Eukaryota; Metazoa; Arthropoda; Insecta; Coleoptera; Buprestidae
Exons: 6
Coding region: 173-2950 (925 amino acids)
Source: RefSeq, a predicted model, not a curated record
UUAGAGCAGAAUUAGGAAGCAUAGCAAGCUUUUGUAGAGUUGUGGUCAUGGAUGGUUAUGGUGUUGUCUUGUUUAUUACACUUAUCUAUGGUUUAUUACACUAAUAUGUUCGCCAUUUUGACCAUAUUUUGACAGUUGUGGUAACUAAAAAGGGCAGUUUUGCUUAAAUUUAAUGGAAAUGGAACGACAUGAAAAGGACACUGUCGUUUCUGAUGAUGAAGAAGAUUUAGAAAAUCUGCGCUUAGCAGCUCUACAAACUCUAAAGAAAACAGCCACUUCUUCAGUUAAUGAUAAAACACAAAGCAAAAACUUUAAUCAGAAUUAUGGAAAUCCUAAUUUUGGCAAACGACGUAGAGGUUUUCAUGGCAAUCGACCUCUCAAAAACGGUCAGUUUAGAAUAAAAGUGCGGACUUCCAAUUUAAUUUCAGUUCCCAUGGUGGGAUUAGAUGAUCAGAUAAACUCAUCAUCAAAAAGUACAGAGGUUGUUCCUAAACUUGUUUUGCCACAACAUAGGUAUUGCAGUAGUCAAGUUUUUGAAAAACCACACACUGAAAAAUCCAGUAAAUUUGAUCGGUAUGAUAAAUCUGAUUCAGAAUCAGAUUGUGAAGAAGAAACUCCUGAUACAGGUAAAAUGUCUCCAGUAAAAUUAGAAAGGACAACUAGUCUUGAGGCUCUUAUGCAAGAGUUGGAGAACGAAAUACAAGGUAAUGGAAAUGUUGAAAAGGUUAAAUCUAAACCAAAGAAAGCUCGAAAGAUUAAAUCAGAUGAAAUGAUCUCAGAAAAUUUACCAGAAAAUUGUGAAAAUCAAGUCAAAGUAGAGAAAGUUGAAGUAGAAGUAACCAAGGAAGAAGUAAUAAUGGAGAAUGAUGAAAUCAUUAAAAAGUCCUCUGAAAAUUUGGAAAAAACUGUGUGUAAAAAUUCCAUGAAAAUUGUGGAUAAUAGAAGUCCAAUAGCUGUACCCAAAGGUCGAACUUUUUCCUCUAAGAAACCAAGAAAUAAAAGAAGAUCUUGUUCACCCAUUUACCAGCAACCCUUUGUACCUUACGUUUCCUCAACCCCCUACUCUCAAGUUCCAUUUGUCAGUCCGUAUGCUUAUGACAAUGCUCCUUAUAAACCACUAGUACCUGUAGUUCCCACUCUACCUUUAAUACAAAACUAUCCUCCCACAUACGCUCCCCCUUCGAUUCCUACAUUUGGUUCAGCCCCUUUAUCGCCUAGAAGUGCACAAUUCGUUCUACAAAACCAAAAAAUUAUCGAAAAACGCAAAAUGUCUCCACGCCGUUCUUAUUCACGUAGUUUAUCUCCUGUAUCUCCCUGCAGUCAUCGUUCUACAAAAAGUGACAGAAGUUUAUCACCUAGACCCAAAACGAGUAGAAGAUCACCUGGAGACAGACAUUUGUCACCCAGUAGGAGGCCUUAUUCUCCUAAUAAACAUUUUGAUUCACCAGACAGAAUUAAAACUUCCAGUAGACUUGUAUCACCACUUAGGAAUGGAAAAUCUACUUCAAGAAAAAGUUCUCCCAUUAGAAAGGAAAGAGCAUCACCUAGGAGAAAGCUGUCGCCUAGUAGGCAAUUGUCUCCCCUGAGCAAUUCUCGCUGUGCCACUAGGUUGUCACCAAGUGAUUCAAGAAAACUUAACAAGUCUCCAAAAACAUCUGUAUAUGAUCGGUUAGGUGUGAAAAAGGGGAUUAAGAGAAGCAGAAGUCCUAGCAUAGAGAAGGAGCCAUUAAAACAAACCAAAGUACAAAAUGAUAAACCAGUCGAUCCUGUACUGGAAGCUAGGAAACGAAAAUUUGAAUCUAGCGAAGUUCCUAAAGAAGGAAUUAUUCGUCUUAAACUAAAAUCAGAAGAAAAUGAAAAUGAUGACAAAACUAUUAAAGAAGACCAUAAUUUAAAGAAUGAAAAUGAGAUAGAUGUUAAAGAUGAGCAGAAUGAGGAAUAUUUGCAAGAUGACGACAUAAUAAUCGACACAAAAAUUGAUGACAUCUUUCCAGAAGAAGAGUCAGAUGAAGAAAAUGAGGGAAGGUUUAAGUCAUCAAAUGGUAGUCAAACACGGAACGUGUCUAUUCUUCCUUUUACUAAACUUAUAAAUAGCUCGUUUUCUUCAUCCACUAAAAGAAGUCAUUCAGAUAACACAAAAAACACAAGAAAAGAAAAUACAUCUUCAAAAGAUAGACGCAUUAAACAAUCAGGAAAUCAUGACAGAGUAAAUAUUGAGUCAGAAAGAAGUCGGUCUCCCCUUCAUGUGCAAAAUGAUAAAAACAACACACUGAAUCAUCGUUUAGAUGACGUUCCGAAACAAAAAUUAGUCGAAGAUAUCCCAAAAACGGUAACUUCUAGUGCUUCAAAAUGCGUCCUCAGAGGUCGUAUAAUGUUGAAAGGAAACUUUAACAGCAAAACAGAAAAGAGGGCACCAGUUAGUGCAGUUUUGGAAAAUAAGAAGAUUGAAAUAAAAAUAAGGAAUCCAUCGAAAUAUGAGUAUGAAGGAGAUGAACCUAGCUAUGAUGUACUGAAUAAGGACCAAUUGGAAGAAAGAGAACGAAAAGAAAUGAAAAGCGGCAGAAAAGUAAUGGAAGUAACUAGAGAAAAAGAAAUUGAUGUUUAUGACGACACUGAACCUGAAAUUAUUGUCGACUAUGAACAAAAUGAAGACGAUGAGAAAAACGAUUUAAAUAAAAGUAAUGCUGGAGAUCUUCGAGCACAGCUAAGUAGAAAGAGAGCAGAAAGGCAGAAACUUCCCUUGGAAAGUGUUCAGUCUAGACUUCUUCAAAAUGCAUUAGAAGGUGCUGUUUACAAAAAAGACAAAAAGUCUAAGUCUAAAAAGAAGAGUAAAGAAUCAGCACCAAAAGAGGGAAAGUUGCCGAUACAUAUGAGACUGGGCAUCCCAAAAACUGAAACGAAGUCAAAGAGAAAGAGGAGCAAAAAUCGUUCAAACGUGGAUCAGGUGUAAAUCGCCAUACCGUUCAACACCGAAAUAUCAUCAAUUUUGGAAAAGGAACAAAACUGAAGCAAAAGCAGCCAAUAAUGAAGGAGUUCUUUUUAUGAAAGACUGUUAUUUACAUUAACAUUGCGAUAAUUAUGUAUCUUUAGUGUGUGAAAUAAUGUUUCAUUUGUAAAUAUUUGUUUAAAUUUACCGCUACUUUUGUGUAUAUAGUUAAUUGCUGUUGUGAAAUAUACGAUUUUCCUUUUCAAAAUAGGUCUCAACCUUUAGAUGCAUUGUAAAAUGUUACAAACUAUUUCCAUCGUUAUUGUUAAUGUAAUAGUUACUUUUGUAAGUUUUAAUCAAAUCUUUAACAAUGCGUAAAAGUAUAUUAGUUAAGACAACUAGGCUUGUGAUCUUUCUUUUUCUUUUUUAAUUAUUAUAUUACUUUAUAAGUAGGUGGUUUAUUUGUACAUGUAAUAUAAAAAAUAUACAGUGAUACAAAAAAUUU